Molecule: messenger RNA, 2299 nt
Organism: Sceloporus undulatus (fence lizard)
Lineage: Eukaryota; Metazoa; Chordata; Lepidosauria; Squamata; Phrynosomatidae
Product: metal transporter CNNM4-like
Exons: 7
Coding region: 1-2094 (697 amino acids)
Biological process (GO): magnesium ion transport; magnesium ion homeostasis
Cellular component (GO): plasma membrane
Molecular function (GO): magnesium ion transmembrane transporter activity; sodium ion transmembrane transporter activity
Source: RefSeq, a predicted model, not a curated record
AUGAGGUUGGAGCACACCUCCAAACCAGGGAUUGACGCCUUGAAAGAAGGCAUCAUCCAAGUCAUAGAGGGAAGUAACAUCAGACUUCGAGUCUACGGCCUGGGUAUCCAUAAAUUCACUUGGCAGAUUAUAUAUUUUGCUGAAAUGGCUCCGGUGGCUACAGGUUCUCAUGGUCUUAAUGACAAUGCCUGCCUCGAAAAGAGCAGUGACUUGCUGGUGCAGCCAAAGAGCGAUGAUGUCCGGGAAACUUCUGCCGUACUGUCUGUAGUAGUCCAGGUUCUGCGCAAGCACAUCCACUCCAAGUACUAUGUGAUGUGCCUCAAGAAAGAUCACGGGCAACUAAAGCAGCGGCCUGGGGAACACAAUUUGUUCAUCCAAGUGGUGGAGGAAAACAAGCUGGAACUCCCAAUCUGGCUUCUCAUCAUCUUAACUAUUAUUCUCUUGGGACUUUCAGCUAUGUUCAGUGGCCUCACCUUGGGCCUGAUGUCUCUGGAUCUCAUGGAGCUGCGUAUUGUGCAGAAUUGUGGCUCGCCCAUGGAGAGAAAAUAUGCCACCCGUAUUGAGCCCAUCCGUCGGAAGGGCAACUACCUGCUGUGUUCUUUGCUGCUAGGUAACGUUUUAGUCAAUGUAUCUCUUACCAUACUGUUUGACAGUCUCCUCCGUACAGAUAUUAUAGCUAUUGCACUCUCGACCAUUGGUAUUGUCAUCUUUGGGGAGAUACUUCCCCAAGCUCUCUGCUCUCGCCAUGGUCUGGCCAUUGGUGCUAAAACUGUCUUCAUUACCAAGUGUGUCAUGUUGCUGACUUUCCCACUUGCUUACCCCAUCAGUAAAAUCCUGGACUGUGUGCUAGGCAAAGAAAUGGGCACCAUAUACAACCGAGAUAAACUGAGGGAAAUGUUGAGGCUGACACAGCCCUACCUUGACCUGUUGAACGAAGAGUUGAAUAUCAUCCAAGGAGCCCUCGAAAUGACCACUAAGACAGUAGAAUGUGUUAUGACCCCAUUGCAAGACUGUUUUUUGGUCAGCAGUGAUGCCAUCUUAGACUUUGACACCAUAACAGAGAUCAUGGAAAGUGGCUAUACUCGCAUUCCCAUCUAUGGGAGAGAUCGGUCUGAUAUUGUUGACAUGCUCUACGUUAAGGAUCUAGCCUUUGUGGACCCCGAUGACUGUACCCCACUCAAGACAAUCACUAAGUUUUACAACCACCCAAUACAUUUUGUCUCCCACAACACCACACUGGCUGCUGUGCUUGAAGAGUUCAAAAAAGGUAAAUCUCACCUGGCCAUUGUCCAAAAGGCCACAGAUGUGGAGGACGAACAUGAAGUGAUGGGUGUGGUGACGCUAGAGGAUGUCAUCGAAGAGAUCAUCAAGUCAGAAAUCCUGGAUGAAUCAGACAUCUAUGCUGAGAAUCACAGCAAAAGGAGAACAACCAGUGCAAGGAGGUGGGACUUCUCUGCCUUCAAGGACAAUGAAAAUGAAGUAAAGAUCUCCCCUCAGCUCCUCUUGGCUGCACACCGCUUUCUCUCCACAGAGGUACCACCGUUUUACCCAAAAGCCCUCCCUGAGAAGUAUCUGCUGCGUCUCCUUAAACACCCCGAUGUCAUCUGUGAGCUGAAAUUUGACGAAGAGGACAAAUAUGCUCUCCACCAUUACUUAUACCAAAGAAAUAAGCCAGCCGAUUACUUCAUCAUCAUCUUGCAGGGGAAAGUGGAGAUAGUAGCAUGCAAGGAAAAUAUGAAGUUUGAAAAUGGACCGUUCUCCUAUUACGGAGUCAUGGCCUUGGAUUCCUCUGUCCCCGGAGAUGCUGGCCCUGUGGGACGCCUAGGCACUGUAAGUCGUAUCAACCAGGACCCUGCGUUGACUACCUUCAGCACUACUGGCAGUUCCGUCCAAAUUUUCCCAAGCAGCGGCCUGCAGUAUAUGGCAGACUUCACUGUCCGUGCCAUCACUGACCUCCUGUACAUCAGGAUCACACGGAAUCAGUACCAGAACUGUGUGAAAGCCUCAUUGUUGGAGAGCAACAUUGCAGCUAUUGAUAUUCAACAUGCAGAAACCAGCUCUGUUCAUAAGAAACCUGCCCCAAAAUCAUCUUAGACCUUGCCUAGUUUACCUCAAGAUGAAGAAUGGUAUUCUGUGUCAAAAUGAGGAUGGUGGCAUGGAUCGGAUAUCAUGUGGACCUGAUACCAAAGAAAAAAAUCCCUGCUAGUUCUGUCAGUGUGAGCCUUCCAGUUCCAGUUGUGUCCCCUUCCUCCCUUUCUGCAUUGUGCUGUUCCAAUGAAAUUAUGUGGCUUCCUCUGUA